CUCACGGGGGUUCUUGGCGUAUACCUGUCUGCCUGUCCCGCAGCCUCUCCCCGAGCCUGGGCCCCUUCCGUUCCUCUCCCGUGCCUGGGCCCCUUCCUCUACCCCUGCAGGUGGGAUAGGACGCGGGGUUUGAACAGCUCUCUAUCCCGCGAGUGAAGUGAAUUUUUUGACGCGUUUGUAUAAGCGGGAAACUUAGUGGCCGUUCAUGUCCCCUUUCCUUCUCCUGUUCCACACUGGCGGCGACGGGAAGUGACGGUUCCCACCGUUCUUGGAAAUGACUUUGAUCCCGCCAGUCAGGAAAUAAAUAUAUAUAUAUAUAUGACGCAGAAUGCGCUCUGCUACCCAUUAUUAGGCAUUCCUGAGCGGUGUAGCGCGCCUUUGAGGAGCGCCGCCACCAAUACUAAACACUAAGGCACAUCACAAGUGUUUCUUCAGUGUGUAGUGUGUUUAUUUCUGCCAGACUGACACACAGCUGAUGCCCCGCAAGCCGUCUUGUCAACACAUGGAGCCGUGACACAUGUGAAUGUUGGCUCUGGCACUCGCUAAUCUAUUGAGAAGUAUUUUGCAUUCAUUUGUUCAAUUGCAGAUAAGAUUUGAUAGUGAAAAUGAGUUAUUUAUCCUAUUGCAAAUGAAUAAUGAUAACAGACUUGUGUUAAUCUGACGGACACGACGAUAUUCGGUGAAGUUUUAAAUGAAAGUUCUUACUGUUAAACGGAAUACGAAGUUUUAAUAGUCGUAGACAGUGUUUACACGUGUGUGGUUAAGUGUGAAUAGCUAUCAGUUCAGACUUCACGCUAGUUAAGGCCUACUAGCUGUGUCUGAAGCCUAUUCCAGGGCUAGGGUAGCCCUGAGAUAGGCCUAAGAGCAUGCGUCAGCCCACACACCCACCUGCAGCAGCCCACCGCCCACCACCGAACUAGCCCACCCUCCACGGUCGCCCUCGGGGAAGCUCUCCUGCUGUUCCUACAGGCCGGAGAUCAUGAAACUUGGGUGGAGAGGGAGAUCGGGGGCCUGGCACUCCUUCAAUCGCCUUGGCCUCCUCCUCCUGGUGGUGGUGGCGACGCCCUUCGUCUUCGGCACCAGCACGGCGGACCUCAAAAGGCGGGAACCCAAAUGGUGGAGAAUCGCCAAGAUCGCGGACCCCACAAAUCUCAUCAGCAAUCACAUCAAGUCGAACUCCCUGAGCGACCACGACUUAGACCCGGCUAUCCGGCUUAUCUUGCGCCGGAAACAGCGCCGGCUGGUCCGUGAUAACCCGGGGGCGCUGGUGGCAGUGGCUAAGGGUGCCAGGACCGCCGUCCACGAGUGCCAACAUCAGUUCCGUAAUCGCCGGUGGAACUGCUCCACUUCCCUCUUCACCAGCAGGAAGACACUCUUUGGGAAGAUACUUAAUAAAG
Messenger RNA from Procambarus clarkii (red swamp crayfish), 1397 nucleotides. NCBI's taxonomy places the organism in Eukaryota, Metazoa, Arthropoda, Malacostraca, Decapoda, Cambaridae. The record is from RefSeq and is a predicted model, not a curated record.